This is a messenger RNA of Nothobranchius furzeri (turquoise killifish), 1765 nucleotides long. Lineage: Eukaryota; Metazoa; Chordata; Actinopteri; Cyprinodontiformes; Nothobranchiidae. The record is from RefSeq and is a predicted model, not a curated record.
UGUCCUGGUCGUACCUGUCUCGCUGUGAGAGGCUGCUCCGCCAGCAGCUCCCGCCUCCUCAUUCAGCUACUAGGAAGGGGGAACUGCUCCCGCAGCCGCGUGUGUCGCUUCAGAGCGGUGAUGUUCCUGUCUGCAUCCGUUUAGCUGCUCCGGGACUCGCUGGGAAACAGACGUGGCUCUGGGAAUUCCGGGACGUGGAUCGUGGCAGAGGGAAGAAGACAGGGGGGUGGGGGGAUCACUAGCUGCCACUACGGGAGUGACGUAUGGGAAUAUGGCGGAGCAUCACCCGGUUUCCGAAAACAAACACAAAUCCCAGCUGAACUCCGCAGCGUCGGUCUCGGGGAACGGACGCAGCAGCGCGGCGGAGACGGAGAGAGUCGGUACCGGGGCAGGAGGUCUGUCCGGCGGCCUGUCGCAGCCGGCCGGAUGGCAGUCCCUGCUGUCCUUCACCAUCCUGUUCCUGGCCUGGCUGGCGGGAUUCAGCUCCAGGCUCUUCGCUGUCAUCCGCUUCGAGAGCAUCAUCCACGAGUUUGACCCCUGGUUCAACUACAGGGCCACUCACCAUCUCACCACCAAGGGUUUCUACGAGUUCCUGAACUGGUUUGAUGAGAGAGCCUGGUACCCCCUGGGCAGGAUUGUCGGAGGAACAGUGUACCCGGGCCUCAUGCUGACGGCGGGCCUCAUCCACUACGUGCUGAACCUGCUGCACGUCACCGUCCACAUCCGGGAUGUGUGCGUCUUCCUGGCGCCGGUGUUUAGUGGCCUGACGUCCAUCUCCACCUUCCUGCUGACGCGAGAGCUGUGGAACCAGGGGGCGGGGCUGCUCGCAGCGUGCUUCAUCGCCAUCGUUCCAGGCUACAUCUCCCGCUCGGUGGCCGGCUCCUUCGACAACGAAGGCAUCGCCAUCUUUGCCCUGCAGUUCACCUACUACCUCUGGGUGAAAUCAGUGAAGACUGGAUCCGUGUUCUGGGCCAUCGGAUGCUGCUUGUCCUACUUCUAUAUGGUGUCGGCUUGGGGCGGCUACGUCUUCAUCAUCAACCUCAUUCCUCUCCACGUGUUCGUCCUUUUGCUGAUGCAACGCUUCAGUAAGAGAGUCUACAUAGCUUACAGCACCUUCUACAUUGUGGGUCUGGUCCUGUCCAUGCAGAUCCCCUUCGUGGGCUUCCAGCCAAUCAGGACCAGUGAACACAUGGCAGCAGCAGGUGUGUUUGUUCUGAUGCAGGUCUACGCCUUCCUGCUGUAUCUGAAGGACAGACUGACCCGGCAGGAGUUCCAGACUCUGUUCUUCCUGGGGGUGUCUGUGGCUGCUGGGGUGGUGUUCCUGUCCGUCAUCUACCUGACGUACACAGGUUACAUCGCUCCGUGGAGCGGACGCUUCUACUCCCUGUGGGACACCGGCUAUGCCAAGAUCCACAUUCCCAUCAUCGCAUCUGUGUCGGAGCAUCAGCCCACCACCUGGGUCUCCUUCUUCUUUGACCUGCACAUCCUGGUCUGCACCUUCCCUGCAGGCCUCUGGUUCUGCAUCAAGAACAUCAACGAUGAGCGCGUGUUUGUGGCCUUGUACGCCAUCAGCGCCGUGUACUUUGCUGGAGUGAUGGUGCGUUUGAUGCUCACGCUGACUCCGGUGGUGUGCAUGCUCUCGGCCGUGGCCUUCUCCAGCGUUUUCGAACACUACCUGGGAGACGACAUGAAGAGGCAGAGCCCGCCUGCAGAGGACAGCGGCGACGAGGACGACAGGAAGAACGCCGGCAACCUUUACGAUAAG